Molecule: messenger RNA, 1152 nt
Organism: Saccoglossus kowalevskii
Lineage: Eukaryota; Metazoa; Hemichordata; Enteropneusta; Harrimaniidae
Product: gamma-butyrobetaine dioxygenase-like
Biological process (GO): carnitine biosynthetic process
Cellular component (GO): mitochondrion
Molecular function (GO): gamma-butyrobetaine dioxygenase activity
Source: RefSeq, a predicted model, not a curated record
AUGCAGUCAGCCACCAGUGUAGAUGAACAGAGGUUGUUGAAGGUGAUAUUCAUAGAUGGUUUGCAGAGUAAAUACCCCUACAUAUGGUUGCUCGAUAACUGUCUGUGUUCUCAGUGUUAUAUCCAUUCAGCUAAUCAACGUCGGUUACUGUUCAGCCAGUUAGAUUUUCAGGCAGCUCCUGAAUCAGUGGCGAUAACCCCAGAUGGAGCGAAUCUCACCGUUACAUGGUCCAAAGAACAUAGCGGUGACUACACCGCUGACUGGUUACGCACACAUCAGUUUGAUUCCUCGAAGCCAGACGAGAUGGGAGAGCCACAGCUGAAUAUAUGGGGCGCUGAAAUGGUGACUAAAAUACCUAUGUUCGAUUUUAAUGACGUCAUGAAUAAUGAUGCUGAGCUAUUCAAGUGGCUCGAUUCGUUGAACACGUCAGGCCUGGCAUUGAUUAAGAAUGUACCGCAGAAAGUUGGGCAAAACGAGCGUAUUGCUAAUCGGGUCUCUUACCUGAGGCCAACGAAUUAUGGGAUCGUUUUUACAGUUAAAAGUAAAAUAGAUGCCACUAAUGCCGCCUAUACUACAGCCAGACUAGGUCUGCAUACUGAUUUGCCAUACUUUGAUCAUACGCCAGGGGUACAAAUGUUACACUGCAUUCAGCAAUGCGAAGGUGAUGGUGGUGACAGCGAGUUCGCAGAUGGUUUCAAAGCAGCGCUUCAGCUGAAAAAUGAAAAUCCCGAAGCGUUUAAGAUACUGUCAACGACCUGGAUGGACUUUUUUGAUAUUGGGACUGAUUACUAUCCAUAUCAUUUGCAUAGACAAGCGAAAACCAUUUGUCUUGGAAGAAAUGGUAACGUGGAACGUGUCUCACACAGCCAGAUUGGUCGAUCUGCAAUGAUGCGUAUUCCAGUGGAACAGGUUGAGGCGGUCUAUAAAGCGUUGAAGGCUUUCGACGACAUUCUCCACCAUAAAGACAAUAUCAUAAAAUUCAAAAUGGAAUCAGGUGAUAUGGUCACUUUUAACAAUACACGGGUACUCCAUGGAAGGUCUGCAUUCAAGAUUGGGCAGAAAGGAAGCCGUCACUUAGAAGGUGGCUACAUUGAUUGGGAUGAAAUCCGUUCUAAACUGCGAGUUCUGAAAGCAAACGCAAAUGGAGACUGA